ACGAAUAACAACAUACUCACAUUUGUGACGUUCUACACAUCAGAGACUGUCGGUUGAUAUUUAUUGUCCGAGGCAGGGGUACAAUUUUCAUCAGGUUAAGGACCCCAGAAUGUUGCGUCUGCGUUGCAAAACCAAAAAUGGGAGCCACAUUAUGCAGGGCCUGACCCAUCAGUCCUGUGUGCAGGAGCUGAAGAGCAAGGUAGAGGAGCUGACUGGUAUCCCCUGUGAUGUACAGAAGAUCAUGGUUGGUUACCCUCCCUCUAGCUUGGACCUCCGAAACGGAGAUGCUCACCUCAAGGACUACCCCAUCAAAUCAGGAGACACUCUCAUUGUUGAGGAGGAGGAGAAGAACAAGAUGAAGACCCAGACAACCAAUUCAGCUGUAACCAAGGGACCCCGCCUGGAGUCUCCCCCUGUGCUGGCCAGAAGGGUCGUUCCAGCAGACAACUCCUGCCUGUUCACCAGUGUCUCCUAUGUGGUGGAGGGCGGGGUAUACGACCCAGCGUGUGCCCCUGAGAUGCGAGGCCUCAUCGCCCAGAUCGUGUCGAGUGACCCAACGGCUUACUCUGAAGCGGUUUUGGGAAAGACCAACGAGGAGUACUGCACCUGGAUCCGACGUGACGACACCUGGGGCGGAGCUAUAGAGGUGUCCAUCCUGUCCAAAUUCUACCAGUGUGAGAUCUGUGUAGUGGACACGCAGACAGUGCGUGUGGAUAGAUUUGGUGAGGACGCUGGCUACCACAAACGUGUGCUGCUCAUCUACGACGGCAUCCACUACGACCCACUGCAGAAGGAAACGCCUGGUUCCGACACUCCGCCCCAGACCAUCUUCUCCACCACAGAUGACAUCAUCCUGGCCCAGGCCCUGGAGCUAGCGGACGAGGCGCGAAGGAAGCGGCAGUUCACGGACGUCAACCGCUUUGCCUUGCGCUGCAUGGUGUGUCAGACAGGCCUUGUAGGACAGAAGGAGGCCCGGGAACAUGCCAAGGAGACGGGCCACACCAACUUUGGAGAGGUGUAAGUCAGAGCACUCCUCCUCCUCUCACACCCCCCCCCCUUACCUCACAACCACCACCCCCAUGCCGUCACAUCUGUGUCUGUACGAUCCUCUACCUCACUUGGUCCAGCGAGAUUCUGCAGACCCUGAGUUCUGUCUUACCCGUUCAGUAUUACUACUACAGCUGUCAGCUCACAGGCUAAUCUACUGUAAGGUUCUGAUCUCAUACAAAAUAUCCGCUACAAUUGUUUUAGGGACAUUUUUAAGCUCAGUUUUGAGUCUUCACACUAAACUCAAAACACAGUGGGUGAUUGUUUGUUGAAGUCUUGUUGCUCAGUAAUGUAGCAUUUGUUCAGUUUGUUGACACUAAUGGAGCAGAAAACUUUCUUAAUACCAAAAUUGGAGAUGCCUGGAAAUGCCUUGCUUUUUCAGUUCUGACUUGUGGCACAAUCGGCAUGGCAUGGCUAGAUAGUACUACAACAGAAAUCUUUUUCCAGGGCCAUUGGGACAAGAUACAUGUUUGAUUUCACACAUCAAUGACAAUAUUAAUUUAAAUGUUUUUGUUUGUGCCUCACUAGUACUUGGAAAAACAGUGACAACUGUUGCAAAUAUCAAAUAUAAACCCAGUCAGUCACUUGGUAGAGAAGCUGUUAUUUUAUUAUUUUGCAUUGGCAAUGUAUUUAAUAUUUGUAAUAGCAGAGUUUAGCUAGAUUCCUUAUAGGUCAAUACAACCCUAAAUUAUUCAACAAUGGUGCUGUGACAACUGUAUAAGCUAUUGUGUAAGCUAUUACUGAAUUUAAUUUGUUAUUUUCUGCAUUGUGGGUUGUCAGGUGUUUGGAUUGAAAUAUAGCUCUACAUUCAUCUUGGUGUGGAACAUUAACAUUUCAUGCAAUUAUUAUCAUGCCAUGGCACUCUGGCAUCAAAAGGCCAUGGCAUUACCCACAGUGGGAUUGGUUUUUUAUUAUAUUUAUUUGUGUCUAUUUUAUAUGGUGUAAUUUGAAUUAUGGUAUUUUGUAUUACAGAGAAUCGAUAAGAAUGCUACAUGCUUAUUUUAUUUACAUUUUAAUUUUGGAAUUAUUAGACAGAUUGUAAGUCUAUGUGAUGAAUCAUUAUAUAUUUGUAGUUCAGGUACUGUACACAAUGUGCUUUGCUUUUCAACAUUCUCUUCAUGAUAGUGUUUUUCUUUUUAAUUUCCCAUUAGCCUCUCACUCACAUAGCCUGGAGGUCUUGUUGUACUAAUGUAAGGACCACCAAGUGAUGUCAUAGUUGUAAUGUUGAUCUGAUUUUUAUGCAAGAUAAGUCAUACCAUAUAAAAAAUUUAAAAAAAACAGCUGUGAUGGAAACAGGAAUCUUCGGUACAGUUUUCUAAAUGCCGACAGAUCAUUUGUUCGUUCGACAUGGUGGGAUCUUUUUGUCUUUAAAAUGAAUUAUGCGAGAAAUGGUGGAAACGCCUUUAUGUGCAAAUAUUGAUAUAAUAACCAUCAUAUUGACGUAAACUUGGGAGUCAUGCAAUUAUAUGGCGUGUGUGGUUCUUCCACUACGAAACCAUGUAGUUUAUUAGGCUGCAGAUGAAAUAUGUUAUGAACUUCACAGGUAAAAGUGCACAAUGUUGAGCUUGAUGCUCCUUUCCAAUAAAUAUUCUGGUGACAUGAUGAUUGAUGCUUGACUGCAGUUUGACCAACAAAUAUUCUCGCCCUUAUCUGUAAUAAUCUCAUCAUAUAGACUAGCCUAUUCGCACUGUAUCUGCAAGCUGUUGGCUAGAGCGCACUUGCCAAGACUAGAGUAGGCACAUCUUGCUAUUUAACUCAACAGUUUUUGUGACAAAACUAUCAGUGGAGUUGAAAAUGUGAUGUAAACACAUUGAACUUUAGAUUUUAUUUGGAACGUGAAAACUUUUGUGAAAAAAUACAUUGUGUGCACUACGUCAUCAUGCACUGAUUUUGUUCCGCCACAAGUCAGUUUGGUGGAAAAAGCGCAUAUUUUCUUUAUGCGUAUUUUAGAAUUUGCAAUAAAAUCUGUCUCCAAUUGGAUGGAAACCAAGCAACUGUGUAUUCAAUCUAAAUGCAUGUGAGAGGAAGACUGCCAGGGUUCUACUGUGACAGAUGACAGCCACCAUGAUCUCAUGCCUUGCUCUUGAAGCAGAGCCACUGAGAUGGUUGAACCCUAUAAUUCUCACACAUGAAAAUACAUGAAUUCUGACAGUUUUCUUCAAGAGGUUGAUACUGUUGUUACUGGUAAAAAUAAUCAUAUCAUUUUUGGUUGUUGGCAGAGAUGAACGGCGGGUGAUUUGUUUUUUUCCCCAUCUAACUAUUUAAUGCAGUCUAAAAGCUCUCGCACAUCAUAUCUCAAAACAAAAUAUUUAUUUUAGCUUUUGUCAGCUGGUCGUAAACAGACUCCAAAGUGUCCCGUAUACAGUUCAGAAAACUCCUUUGACUUGUUAUUUAUAGAAAAUGGACAGCAUGUAUGAGCAUUAUGAAAGCUUGUCUUACAAUGAAAUACUCUGGGUCAGGGCCGGCUUUGUGUGGAAUAUGUUUCCCUGUUCUUGCUUGGACUUUUCAAAGACUUGUGUGUAAGAGGUCUGGGGCAUGGUUCUAGUGGGUGUUGAUUUGACUCAAAUAAGACUUCUCCCACAAGCCAUUACAUGGAUGUUCAAGGAAACGUUCAAUGAAUGUUGCACUCAAAGCACUACAGAGAAACUGGGUUUACUUGAUUUUUCCAAUGUUGUGUCACAAUAAAAUAAAUCAUUUAGGAUAUUA
Messenger RNA from Salmo salar (Atlantic salmon), 3753 nucleotides. Its product is annotated as ubiquitin thioesterase OTU1. Gene Ontology annotation, cellular component: nucleus; cytosol. The record is from RefSeq and is a predicted model, not a curated record. Lineage: Eukaryota; Metazoa; Chordata; Actinopteri; Salmoniformes; Salmonidae. Gene Ontology annotation, molecular function: protein binding; cysteine-type deubiquitinase activity. Gene Ontology annotation, biological process: endoplasmic reticulum unfolded protein response; protein deubiquitination; ERAD pathway.